AUGAAGCGUGGCAUACAGAAUCAAAACUAUAUAAGUGGUAACGCUGUUGGUUUAAAGCACUUGAAAACAAUGAAACUUUGGUGUUUAUUCAUCGUGGCUGCGGUGUUCAUUAUCAACGUGAAAGCGACACCAAGAGAAACGGAAUACUUAUCUGACACUGAGAGCAAACGAAAUGUCAAUAGUAAUACAGGAAUUCGAAAAGAAGAAGAAGAUAGGCGUGAAGAACAGAAAAAGCAAAGAUUAAUUGAUGCUGAGAAUCGAAGAUUACUCUUCUUUGGUUCGAUUGGUGGAGCGUCAGGAAGAUCUGAUAUACAAAUACCACAAACUUACAUAAUCGUCAACAAAACGGCCGAAACUAUUAAAUCUGAAAAACGAAGGAAAGAUGCUUUAGCGGCCAGAUUGUAUCAUAUAAAGCAAUCUAUCAGUAUGUUAUAUAAACACUUGCAUUUUUUAUCAUUACGUAUUUAG
Molecule: messenger RNA, 468 nt
Organism: Schistosoma haematobium
Lineage: Eukaryota; Metazoa; Platyhelminthes; Trematoda; Strigeidida; Schistosomatidae
Exons: 10
Coding region: 1-468 (155 amino acids)
Source: RefSeq, a predicted model, not a curated record